CCAAUCCCCAUCCGCUCACACCAUCUCAGCCUCAGCACUUCCUUUCCACCCUCGCCACCUGCAAAGCAUCAAUCCAAACUCGCCUCAACCCGCCACCAACCUCUUCAAAAAUGCGAUUCAUCGUAGCCAUCGCCGUAGCUCUUACCCCCCUGGUCAGCUCAAUCGCUCUCCCAGUUUCACCCUUCAUCAGUGGUCUCUACGGUCCGGGAAACGGAGGUCGGGCAUCAGGCUUUGCUGUGCCCUACAACUAUGGACCACACGGAUCUAGCGCUUACCAGUACCAGACAGAUUAUGACCGUAACGGCAGAACGACCGUCGACUCACCUGGUUACCACUAUGAUCAUCAAUAUGACGACAACGGUCACACCUCGGGCAGUGGAUACACUUUUUUUAGCAAGGAGGCCAAACCCGACGCGACACUCGAUGCCAAGAAUGAAGCAAAGUAGGCGGUUAAGGAUUGGCUCACCGUCAUGAUAAAAUCACACAGGACGGUCACAUCGGCGCGCUUGUUCAUUUUUCACUGGAUUAAACCUGCUCUGCCGCACUCAUAUCUAGCUUUCUUUUGUCAUUGAGUCUCUAUAACGUCGUCACGAUCCUGUCUACGCAUUACUAUCCCCUGUAUUUCAAUUGUUGUACUCGCACAUCCGGACUUUUUUUCUGUUUCUUACUUGAAAAUCCCGCUAUGUUUAAGCCCA
Molecule: messenger RNA, 695 nt
Organism: Puccinia graminis f. sp. tritici CRL 75-36-700-3
Lineage: Eukaryota; Fungi; Basidiomycota; Pucciniomycetes; Pucciniales; Pucciniaceae
Exons: 2
Coding region: 111-446 (111 amino acids)
Source: RefSeq, a predicted model, not a curated record